This is a messenger RNA of Leishmania mexicana MHOM/GT/2001/U1103, 738 nucleotides long. RefSeq names its product putative syntaxin 5. The transcript has a single exon. The coding region runs from base 1 to 738 and encodes 245 amino acids. NCBI's taxonomy places the organism in Eukaryota, Euglenozoa, Kinetoplastea, Trypanosomatida, Trypanosomatidae. Gene Ontology annotation, cellular component: Golgi membrane; SNARE complex; endomembrane system. Gene Ontology annotation, biological process: vesicle fusion; endoplasmic reticulum to Golgi vesicle-mediated transport; intracellular protein transport. The record is from RefSeq and is a predicted model, not a curated record. Gene Ontology annotation, molecular function: SNARE binding; SNAP receptor activity.
AUGCGUUUGACACAGCUGGCAAACCGCCAGAGCGUCUUUGACGACCAGACAGCUGAGGUGAGUGAGUUGACGCAGAUGGUGAAGAGCUCGCUGCAACGCCUCCACAACGAUGCAGGAACGCUGGAGGAGCUGAAGCGGCGAGCCGUUGAGUCGCAAAAAGGGAGCAUUCAAGCCAAGGGCGACGCUCGCGGUAUGUUUGGCAGCUCUUCCGACCACCUCCGUACGUCUGAGAAGCACAGUGACACUGUUGUUGAGACACUGCGCAGCCGGCUGGCUCGCACCGGCCAGCAGUUCCGCACCACUCUCCAGCAUCAAUCCAAAAGCCUAAAGGAUAAAGCGAACCGGCGUCACAUGUUCACCACAGCGGAUCGACCGCAAACAUUUGAGAGUGCGCUUUUUCAGGAUCAGGAGCAACAUCAGCAGCAGCAACUGCUGCUCUCCGGAACUGCCAACACGCAGUACUACCAGCAGCGAGCGGACGCCGUGCUGGAAAUCGAGGCAGCUGUGCAGGAAGUUGGUGAACUCUUCAACGAUUUCACACGCCUUGUUCAGGAGCAGGAGGAGGUUGUGCUCCGCAUUGACACAGAUGUGGACAACGCUGUGCGUCACGUCAAUGCCGGAAGCAAUGAGCUGAUGCGAUAUUUGACGAACCUGAGCUCCAACCGCGGGCUCAUUCUGAAGGUGUUUGCAAUACUCUUCUUCUUCCUCAUGCUCUUUGGUAUCCUCGUGGUGCGCUAA